UAAUUUGCAUGCAACCUCCACCCACGCAUGAGGCCACAGGAGAGCUCCGGAUCCACAAGUGACGAAGCAGGGCUACGGUCGUAUCUUGUUCAGCCAGGCAGAAUCGAAGGCAGUUUCACUCACAGCUUAUGCGAUGACACACAUGGCAGAUCCUCCAACAGGCCAGCUGGGGUCCUCGGCGUUGACUGGAGCGUCUCGGGCGAUGACGCACAUGGCGGAUCCUCCGACAGGCCAGCUGGGGUCCUCGGCGUUGACUGGAGCGUCUCGGGCGAUGACACACAUGGCGGAUCCUCCGACGUUCUCACUGAUGUCUUCGAAGUUGACGGGAGCCAUUGUAAAAGUUGGGCGGUGUUUGUGAAGAAGGCGGUCUGGUAGGAGGAGUUGGAAGACAAGGUAGUGAUUUGAGAGAUGGGCUUCAGCAUUGCAAGGUAUUUAUAUGUCCGCAACACCUCUUGCUGGCACCUAUGGCUCCAUUAGAACAAUAGACACUCGCCAACUCGGUCAAGAGAACAAUAGCGGCGACCAUGCUGAUGAGCCCAUUGUUCAGCUGAGGUCACAGAAGGCGCUCUAACGCAGACCGUAUGGCAUGCCUGGCUGUGAGAACGGUGCUCUUAUUGUAUGGAUCUGUAGCGCAGGUCCACAGCUCUGAAGAGUCUCUAU
Kockovaella imperatae is the source of this 660-nucleotide messenger RNA. RefSeq lists its product as hypothetical. Lineage: Eukaryota; Fungi; Basidiomycota; Tremellomycetes; Tremellales; Cuniculitremaceae. The record is from RefSeq and is a predicted model, not a curated record. The transcript has a single exon. The coding region runs from base 28 to 375 and encodes 115 amino acids.